AUGUCUGGAAAGAAGAACAAACAAUCGAACAAGUCAUCGUCAUCAUCAUCAUCAUCAACAACAACAACAAAGAAAUCCAAUACCAAAAAGGGCAAUGCUAAAUCAGAUGAUACCCCUCCACCACCACAACGUUCAUCCAUCUUUGGCAUGUGGACCGGCAAAACACCCGUCACUCACUUACACGAACAUUGUCAAAAAUCCAAUUGGGAGAAUCCCGAAUUUGACAUAAAGAAACAAGGUAACGGUUACCUGGCAUCCGUCACACUUAGACAGCGAAAUAAACGAACAGCCCAGAUGCAAACAGUUGUCAUGACGCCACCACCUGAGGUGCAGACCCCGACUGCCGCAGAGGCUAAACAUGUAGCUGCCACUUAUGCAUUGCAUCGUGUUCGCUCACACCUACCCAUGCAUCAAGUUUUGCCACCUACACAUAGAGAUUAUUGGCGACAAUUUGAACAACUCAAGACAACUGCUAAUAGUUGGCAAUAUAAUCCUGAUCCAUUUAAUGCACAUGCACCUACGUCAACAGCUCCUAAAAGACAACGACAACAGCUGCCUACAAAGGAACAUGCUGCUGCUGCUGUUCCUUUACCACCAACAACAACUACUACUACUACAAAUAAAAAGCAACAAGUUGUCGAAAUGGAUGAAAAGAUGAGAAAAUAUUGGGAGAGUCUGCCUGCUAUUCAAAUGGCAAGCCAGCAUCGUGAGUUGGUUGAACGAGUUAUUAAACGAUCGAAAAUUGCAUAUCAACCUUUGCCUAGGAAACACACAAAACAAGAAAAAGAAAAGCUGAUUAAAGAAUUAGUGGAAAUGGGAUUUAGAGCUACACAUGCUGAUGAAGCGUUAGAUUAUUCAGCUGAUAAAGCAAGUGCAUUAGACUGGCUUUGUUUACACGUACCUGAGGAUGAUUUGCCCGCCAAUUUUAUGCUAGCAAAUUAUAAUCCAACCAUGACGACCAUUAGUCACACAACGCAAUCAUUAAGUAGAGACUGGUUACUUAAACGUAUGAGUUCUAUUGGAUAUCCAGAAGCUGUUUGUGAAGAGGCCUUGAAUCGAGCUAAAGGGGAUGAAUCCAAAGCCCUAGAAUUACUUCAAUGGAGGUUAACACACGGGGAUGAACCUCUUCCAGAGUUGACUCCUCAAGACACUGAAGAGCUUCAACAACUUCGUGAAGAUGAGCUUACAGCCCUGGAGUCCAUCUAUGAAUCUACGAUUUUUCAAAAGGAAACGGAUAGUGAUGAUCGACAGAUUUAUCAUAUUCAAUAUAGUGCCAGUCUUACACCUUCAUCACCUAAAGAACCGGUAACGUUACAGGUGAUCAUUCCCAAGGACUCACAAUACCCUUAUGGUUUACCCUUAUUUGUAAUUGAAUGUGACAAUCUUCCUAAAUAUUUAAAGAUGGCUCUCAUUCGUGGUCUUGUUGAGGAAGCUGAAAGGAACAGAGGUAUGCCGUUCAUUUAUAUGUGUACAGAAUGGUUUAGUGAGAACCUUCAAGAGAUCAUCUCACAUCCUCCCAAAUUACGUGACAUGACUGAGCGUCUUAGUUUUGAUUAUAGUAGUAUGACCACUAAACAACAACACCGACGACAUCAACGUCGUCAUCAUCGUAUCGAAGCACUUUCUCCGAACCCUGAGGUGUCUUUGAAACUUAAAGAGGAGCUAGAGAAUCUACUGAAUUCCCCAGCCUAUGUCCCGAUGGGACUUGUACGAUCCAGAUUACCUGCUCAUGAAUUUAAAUCCACUGUGAUUAAAACAGUGUUGGGACAUCAAGUAACGAUCGUGAGUGGUGAAACCGGUUGUGGUAAAACGACACAAGUUCCACAAUUCAUUUUAGACGAAGAGAUUAUGCAGUUAAGAGGGUCUAGUUGUAAUAUCAUUUGUACCCAACCACGCAAGAUUUCAGCCAUUGGUGUAGCUGAACGUGUGGCGGCUGAACGUUGUGAGAAGGUAGGUGAGACGGUAGGCUACGCUGUUCGUGGAGAGACCAGGAUGUCACGUCAAACACGUCUCCAGUUUGUGACAACGGGUGUCCUGUUGCGUCGAUUGCAGUCUGAUCCUUAUCUGAGGGGCAUUAGCCAUGUGAUGAUUGAUGAAGUGCAUGAACGCUCCGUCGAUAGUGAUUUCUUAUUGAUUAUCUUGAGAGAGGUCCUGAGGAAGCGCAAAGAUUUAAAGAUUGUGUUGAUGUCAGCUACAAUUAAUCAAGAAUUGUUCUCAAGUUACUUUGGAGGAGCACCGACGAUUCAAAUUCCUGGCUUUACUCAUCCUGUGCAAGAUUUUUAUUUAGAAGAUAUUUUAGAGAUGAUGAUGAUAUCCGUAGAUGAUAAUAAGACGACGACGACUAAACAGGAUGAAGGUGAAUGGGCUGAAUGGCAAAUACCUUAUUUAGAAAGAGGGUAUGGAGAACGUACGGUACGAACCUUGGCCCGGUAUCGUAACAAGGACUCUAUUGAUUAUGAUCUUGUGGCACGUACUGUGCGACAUAUCAUCGACCAUGAAACGGUCAUCAUCCCUCAUGCUCAACCUGCCAUCUUGAUCUUUAUGCCAGGUGCUAUGGAGAUCAAACGUUGUAUUGAGGUCCUUCAAGAUGAAUUAUUAUCAGAUGACCUUGAAAUCCUUCCAUUGCAUGCUAAUCUCUCACCGCAAGAACAAACCCGUGUCUUCAAGACUGUCCCAGCUCAUGUACGUAAGAUCGUUGUCGCUACGAAUGUGGCAGAGACAUCGAUCACGAUUGAAGGUGUUGUCUAUGUGAUUGAUUCAGGUCGUGUGAAGGAGACUCAAUUUGAGGCAUCGAAUCAGAUGAUGCAUUUAGUAGAGACAUGGGCAUCACGCGCUUCAUGUAAGCAACGUAGAGGUCGUGCAGGUCGUACACGACCUGGUCAAUGCUUCAAGCUCUUUACUCAACAUACAGAUGAAACUAAAAUGCGUGCACAACAGGUUCCCGAGUUACUGAGGACCCCACUUGAACAAUUAUGUUUGACGGUAAAGGCAAUGGGCCAUGAAGAUAUACGAGCAUUCCUGGCCAAGGCGAUUGAUCCACCUUCCGUGAAAGCGUUAGAUGCAGCAGUUCGUUCAUUACGACAGGUAGAUGCAAUAGAUGUAAUAGGUGACCUGACACCUUUAGGGCGACAUAUGGCUUCCAUUCCUGCUGAUUUAAGAAUUAGUAAAAUGCUCUUGUUUGGCUCUGUAUUUGGAUGUUUAGAGCCCAUCUUGACCAUUGCCUCUAUCAUGUCCUUGAAGAGCCCAUUUACUUCACCUAUGGAGAAACGAGAAGAAGCUAAGCGAGCAAGAGAAAAAUUUAAUUAUGGUAAAAGUGAUUGGUUGGCAGAUAUGAAAGCUUAUGAAGAAUGGCAUGAAACGAUUCAAACUAAAGGACUUAAAGCAGCACGCAAAUUUUGCGAAGAAAACUUUCUAUCAUUUGCAACAUUAAAUGAAGUACAAAAUUUGCGUCGACAAUAUAGAGAAGCAUUAUCAGAGAUUGGAUUCUCUAAGAGUAGUAAUGAAAAUGUAGAUAAUAUCAAUUUGAUCAAGUCGAUUAUUUUUGCUGGUCUUAAUCCUAAUGUAGCCAAGAUUCAGUUACCCGACACAAAAUAUGAUAAACUAAUAGGCGGUACAGUUGAAAGAGAAAAAGAAGCUAAAGAAAUCAAAUAUAUUACAAAAGAAGAUGGUCGAGUAUUCUUGCAUCCUUCAUCCUUAUUGUUCAGUAACAAUAAUUAUAAUUCAUCUUUUUUAACCUAUUUCUCAAAAAUGGCAACAAGUAAAACAUUUAUUCGAGAUGGCACAGAGGUGCCUUCAUACGGUAUAUUGUUCUUUGGAGGGCAAAUUAACGUAGAUCAUCUUGGUAGAGGUUUAACAGUAGGAGAAGAAGACUGGAUUAAAUUUAGAUCAUGGGCGCGUAUUGGUGUCCUUGUAAAUCAACUUAAAAGACUAUUACAGCUUGAAUUAGAAUAUAAGAUUGAAGAUCCUGAUCUAGAUGUUUCAAAUACAGGUGUAGCACAUGCUAUUAUUUCUCUUAUUACAAAUGAUGGUCUAUAA
This is a messenger RNA of Cokeromyces recurvatus, 4035 nucleotides long. RefSeq names its product P-loop containing nucleoside triphosphate hydrolase protein. Gene Ontology annotation, cellular component: intracellular anatomical structure. Gene Ontology annotation, molecular function: RNA binding; protein binding; ATP binding. Lineage: Eukaryota; Fungi; Mucoromycota; Mucoromycetes; Mucorales; Mucoraceae. The transcript is spliced from 6 exons. The record is from RefSeq and is a predicted model, not a curated record. The coding region runs from base 1 to 4035 and encodes 1344 amino acids.